AUGGAUGCAGGGGAAACUACUUCUUGUCGGUUUGAUAGUAUUGAGUGUGAUUGUUUUUCAUACGAGAAUGGAAUUCGUGUGGAUUGUUCAAAACGGAAUCUUACUGCUAUACCAGUUAUGAAUGACAGCGUUACUUGGUUAAACCUCAGUAAAAACAAGAUCAGGGCUACCAAGUCAAAGAUCGAACAUUUGUUGAAUGCCUUUCAAAGAUCUAAGUUAAUCGUAGAUCUUUCUGGUAAUCUAUUAGGCUGUUCCUGUGAUAAUGAAAAAUUUCUUAAAUGGUUAAGGAUUAAUAGAGCUAAUUUUGUAAAUAUUCAGCAAUAUCAGUGCUCGCCAGAAAAACUGAAAUUUUCAUUUCAAAAUCUGGAUCGGUCCAUUUCUAUUUUAGAGAGCAAUUGUAGGUCAUUUUUGACUUGGUAUUUAGCAGGCUCUGUUUCACUUGCUGUAUGUAUAAGCUUGUUGACAGUAGUUUUACUGGUCAGAAACCGAUGGAAGAUUCGUUACAUUAUUUACAAAACUAAACUAAAAUUGCGAGUUAGGGACGAACAUGCUAAUUAUAAUUCUACAGAUUUAAACUAUAGAUAUUAUGUCUUCCUAUCUUAUGCUGGAAUGGAGAGAACAUUUGUGCGGAGAGAUAUCAUACCCCGGCUUGAAACUAACGCUGGAUUACGACUUCUUGUAAGAGACAGGGAUUAUCUCCCAGGCUUGUCUAAAGUGGAUUCUAUUAUGACUGGAAUUCAUGAAAGUAAAAAGGUUCUAGGUAUUGUUUCCAAGAGAUAUCUUAAGUCAAAAUGGCGUGACUAUGAGCUCAACAUGGCUAAAGUGGAGGAAAUCAAGGAUCGUGGAAGCACAGAUUUUGUUAUUCUGAUCUUGUUACCGGAAGUGUACAACAGUGGCUAUCCUAGUAAAGUUAUGAGCCUUGUGAAGAAAGACUGUUUUAUUGAAUAUCCCGAAGAAUCUUGUGCUUAUGAUGACUUUUGGGAGAAACUGAUCAAAAUAUUAAGGAAUGAUUAAUUAAAAGAUUUGUGUAUGGAACAUAAUAUGUGGACGGUGCGACCGUUAGGGCGAGCGCAGAACUUAUCCAGUUUUCAUUUAAAUCGGACUCGUCAAACUGCACUUGACAUUCGGUGCAUAUAAGACUCUGACGUCACAUGACGUCGUUUGCAUGUUGCUUUACCAAACCGAAGCCUGAACAGGGCUGAUUUCAAUCAGUUUAUGACUAUUUUCGGCAAGAUAAAUUCAUUAAAUCAAGGCAAGUUUAUUUUUCUUUUAACUUUUAUCAUUAUUCUUGCGAGAACGUGGUUUCAGUCUGUAUACGAAGCGAUGCAUUGUGGGUCAAAAUUACUG
Saccostrea cuccullata (small rock oyster) is the source of this 1347-nucleotide messenger RNA. Its product is annotated as toll-like receptor 4. The record is from RefSeq and is a predicted model, not a curated record. Gene Ontology annotation, biological process: toll-like receptor signaling pathway; inflammatory response; immune response. Gene Ontology annotation, cellular component: plasma membrane. NCBI's taxonomy places the organism in Eukaryota, Metazoa, Mollusca, Bivalvia, Ostreida, Ostreidae. The coding region runs from base 1 to 1014 and encodes 337 amino acids. The transcript is spliced from 2 exons. Gene Ontology annotation, molecular function: transmembrane signaling receptor activity.